AUGGCCCUCCUGGCUCGCACCCUGGCACUGCUGACAAUGACCUUGGCCAUCACGGCCAUCAAGGUGGUUCCCCUGGACAUGGCCAGGGACUCCUUCGAUGACCAGUACAGGGGCUGUGGCCCUGCCGUGAAGGCUGUGUUGCCAGUCCUCUACAACUUUGAGUUCCAGGUGAAUCCUCUCUUCACCCAAACCUGGGCGAAGGCUGAGGCUGAAUGGCGCAAGCGGGGCUUCCAUGUGUCCCCUCUGGCGUCCCCAGCCCAGGCCGUUGCUCUCAUGGCCUACACGAUCAAGGACAUUUACAAGGAUUUCAACACAGCCGUUCGUGUGGCCGGGCACUCCUGCCAGGAAUACCGGAACAACUUCCACUUCAAAACUCUGCAUUUCCUGCUGACCAAGGCCCUGGUGACACUGAGGCACGCCCAGAAAGCAAAGUGUCACCACCUGUUCCGGGGUGUGCAUGAUGUCCGGUUCCAGGCACAGCGUGGCCAGAGGGUCCGGUUUGGUCAAUUCACAUCAACGUCACUGAGCAAAGAGGUUGCCCAGAAGUAUGGUACAGACACCAUAUUUGAGGUCCACACUUGCCACGGUGUGGACAUCCAGGCUUUUUCCUUCUAUCUGAGCAACUGA
This is a messenger RNA of Melozone crissalis (California towhee), 627 nucleotides long. RefSeq names its product NAD(P)(+)--arginine ADP-ribosyltransferase 2-like. The record is from RefSeq and is a predicted model, not a curated record. Bases 1 to 627 code for a protein of 208 amino acids. Gene Ontology annotation, molecular function: NAD+-protein-arginine ADP-ribosyltransferase activity; NAD+ poly-ADP-ribosyltransferase activity. Lineage: Eukaryota; Metazoa; Chordata; Aves; Passeriformes; Passerellidae. The transcript has a single exon.